UUCCUUCUUAUCCUUAUUAUCUCAAACAUAUUCAGAUCCAUCUCUGAAUUAAAAACUAUGGUCUUUCCCUUGGUUCUUCUGAAGCUUGCAGAUUGGCUCUUGUACCAGUUCUUGUCUAUUCCAUGCUAUCUAGCAGGGAGGAAGAUUGGAAACUAUGUCUUCUUUUAUAGAAACCCAUCUCUCAAAUCAUCACAACAUGCUUCUUCUCCAUUCCCAAGUGUGACCAACUGCAGUUUAGAGUGUAGGGAUUCUCAAACCUUGGUUUGUGAUAUUAAUGGCACCUUAUUGAGGUCUCAGUCUUUCUUUCCUUAUUUCAUGUUGGUUGCUUUUGAGGGUGGAAGCAUUGUCAGAGCUUUUCUAUUGCUUCUCUCAUGUCCUCUUUUAUGGGUUGUGGACCAUGACCUUAAGUUGAGGGUCAUGGUAUUUAUAACCUUUUGUGGACUUAGGAAGAAGGAUGUGCAGAGUGUUGGAAGAGCUGUUAUGCCCAAGUUUUUCCUUGAAAAUCUCAACCUUCAGGUCUAUGAGGUGUUGGCUUCAACUGGGAAUAGGGUUGUUUUUACUAGUGUCCCUCGAGUGAUGGUUGAGUGGUUUCUCAAGGACUAUUUAGGGGUAAGUGAUGUUGUGGGAACUGAACUGCAGAGUGUUGGGAACUAUUUUACUGGUUUCCUAUCAGAAUCAGGGUUGCUUGUGAAGCACAAGGCUCUCCAGGAGUUCUUUGGAGAUAGCAAACCUGACAUUGGCCUUGGAAGUUCAAGUCCCCAUGACCACUUGUUCAUCUCUCUUUGCAAGGAAGCAUAUGUGGUGAAUAAGGAAGAGUACAAGAAGAGAGGAAGUUCAGUGAUGCCUAGAGAGAGAUAUCCCAAGCCUCUAAUAUUCCAUGAUGGGAGGCUUGCUUUCUUACCCACCCCUUUUGCAACUCUUUCUAUGUUCCUAUGGCUUCCUCUAGGGUUAACACUUGCCAUCUUCAGAUUGUGUCUGGGUAUCUUUCUCCCUUACAAUUUAGCCUUCAAAUUGGGUAAUUGGAGUGGUGUUGAAAUAAAGGUCAAAGGGUUCAUUAAUCCAUCAAAAUCAGCUAAAAGAACAAAAGGGGUUCUCUAUGUUUGCACUCACAGAACUCUCUUGGAUCCUGUGUUCCUCAGCACAGUAUUAGAGAAACCUCUAACUGCAGUCACAUACAGCCUUAGCAAAAUUUCAGAAUUCUUAGCCCCCAUGAAGACAGUGAGGUUGACAAGAGAUAGGAAACAAGAUGGAGAAACAAUGCAGAGACUACUAAGUGAAGGAGAUCUAGUAGUUUGCCCUGAAGGAACCACAUGUAGAGAACCAUAUCUAUUGAGGUUCAGUUCUUUGUUUGCUGAGUUAGCUGAUGAGAUUGUUCCUGUGGCAAUUAAUACACAUGUCAGCAUGUUUUAUGGGACAACAGCAAGUGGGUUCAAAUGUUUGGACCCCUUUUUCUUCUUGAUGAACCCAACUCCUAGUUACCAUAUUCAGUUACUCGGGAAGGUUCCAAGAGAGCUAACAUGCGCUGGGGGUAGGUCCAGCUUUGAGGUGGCCAACCAUAUACAGAGACAACUAGCAGAUGCUUUGGGAUUUGAAUGCACAAACUUAACAAGGAAAGACAAGUAUAUGAUGCUUGCAGGGAAUGAAGGGAUAGUCAAUGAUAAGAAAAAGAUCAAGUCAUGAUUAUAAGUUAUUUAAAAUUG
Molecule: messenger RNA, 1700 nt
Organism: Telopea speciosissima
Lineage: Eukaryota; Viridiplantae; Streptophyta; Magnoliopsida; Proteales; Proteaceae
Product: glycerol-3-phosphate acyltransferase 1
Exons: 2
Coding region: 58-1680 (540 amino acids)
Biological process (GO): cutin biosynthetic process
Cellular component (GO): membrane
Molecular function (GO): glycerol-3-phosphate 2-O-acyltransferase activity; phosphatase activity
Source: RefSeq, a predicted model, not a curated record